AUGGUACGGGCAGCCAAGGAGCUCAAACUGGCAGUGAAAAGUUGGGAGCAAGAUGACAGACUCAGAGGUGCCUUACAGAAAGCAGAUAUUGACUGGGUCUUCAAUCCACCAGCUGCCCCAUACAUGGGGGGAGUAUGGGAAAGGCAGAUUCGCACAGUAAAGAAGGUUCUGCAGGCGAUUGUGGGCUCACAAGUUUUAGACGAUGAACGUCUGCAAACACUGUUCUGUGAAGUGGAAGCCAUAGUUAACGAGAGGCCAAUCACCCCGGUUCCAAACACUCCAAAUGAACCAAAGGCUCUCACUCCUGCUGAUCUUUUGCACUUAAGUCAAAAGGGUAAUCUUCCCUUAGGUGGAAGGUCAAUAGGCGAAUCAUACCACAGAAGGUGGAAGCAUGUCCAGUACCUUGCAGAUCAAUUUUGGAAGCGCUGGCUGACGGAGUACCUCCCUCAACUCAGAACUCGACAAGUGCAUUUCAGACCACGGCUCAACUUUCGCUCUGGUGACCUAAUCAUUAUAGCAGAAGCAAAUAGUCCACGCAACAAAUGGCACCUUGGUCGAGUGAUGGAAGUCAAGGCUGGAGAGGAUGGACUUGUCCGACAGGCAGUGGUUAAGACGACGACGUCCAAAAGGCUGCGACCUGUGACAAAAUUAUGCUUGUUGGAGGGAGCAAUGGAAGGGGCUGACGGAGUCGGCCAGGAGAAUGAAUUGGGUAUCCACAUAAGAAGACAGUGA
This is a messenger RNA of Homarus americanus (American lobster), 732 nucleotides long. RefSeq lists its product as uncharacterized. Bases 1 to 732 code for a protein of 243 amino acids. The transcript has a single exon. Lineage: Eukaryota; Metazoa; Arthropoda; Malacostraca; Decapoda; Nephropidae. The record is from RefSeq and is a predicted model, not a curated record. Gene Ontology annotation, molecular function: nucleic acid binding.